This is a messenger RNA of Mirounga angustirostris (Northern elephant seal), 6849 nucleotides long. It is a transcript of the gene DCAF10, whose product is annotated as DDB1 and CUL4 associated factor 10. Bases 83 to 1774 code for a protein of 563 amino acids. The transcript is spliced from 7 exons. The record is from RefSeq and is a predicted model, not a curated record. Lineage: Eukaryota; Metazoa; Chordata; Mammalia; Carnivora; Phocidae. Gene Ontology annotation, cellular component: Cul4-RING E3 ubiquitin ligase complex. Gene Ontology annotation, molecular function: protein binding.
CGGAAGUGGCGGCUGGAGCGGGAGCGCUGAGGUGUCGGCCGGCGGGCUGCGGCCGGGAGCGGGGGGGGCGGGUGCGUUGGUCAUGUUUACCUUCGGGCCCGGUAGUCCCGAAGGGGAUGGGACGGCCGGAACCGGGGCUGAGGAGCCGGCGCCCCGCGCGGGGCAGGCGGCAGCCGCCGGGCCGCUCCCUUCCCCGUCCGCGCCGCCGCAGCCCGGGGCUGACGCAGCCCCUCCCCCGUCGCCCUCUCGGAGCCCUCGUCGCCCCGGCGCCCCCUCGCUGCCCCUGGCCGCGCGCGCCGGGGAGCUCAGGCCGCCCGGAGCUCUAGACUCCUCAGCCGCUUCCGCCCAGGGAGAGCCGUCACCGCCCUCCCCGCCGCGCCGGCGACCCGGGCCAGACUGCAGGGCCGGGAGCCGGGGCCGCCACGGCCUCGGCGCCGGCCUGGGCGGCCCCGGCGCCCGGCUGUUCGGGUGGCUGAGAGAGCGCAGCCUGGGCCGCGGGCUGUUCGUGGACCCGGCGCGGGACAAUUUCCGCACCAUGACUAACCUCUAUGGUUCCAUCCAUCCCGCGGACUCGGUGUACCUCAGCACCCGCACCCACGGCGCGGUCUUCAACCUCGAGUACUCGCCCGACGGGUCAGUGCUGACUGUUGCUUGUGAACAGACUGAAGUUCUGCUUUUUGACCCUAUAUCUUCAAAGCACAUAAAAACACUUUCUGAAGCUCAUGAAGAUUGUGUAAAUAAUAUCAGAUUUCUUGAUAACCGGCUGUUUGCUACCUGCUCUGAUGACACUACAAUAGCACUAUGGGAUCUGAGAAAACUGAACACCAAAGUAUGCACUUUACAUGGUCACACUAGCUGGGUGAAGAACAUCGAAUAUGAUACUAAUACAAGACUCUUAGUAACAUCAGGAUUUGAUGGAAAUGUCAUUAUUUGGGACACCAACAGGUGUACAGAAGAUGGAUGUCCACAUAAGAAAUUCUUUCACACACGUUUUCUCAUGCGAAUGAGAUUAACACCAGAUUGUUCCAAAAUGUUGAUCUCCACGUCCUCUGGAUAUCUUUUGAUUUUGCAUGAUCUUGACUUAACCAAGUCUUUAGAAGUAGGCAGCUAUCCCAUUCUGAGAGCAAGAAGAACUACAUCAAGUUCAGAUCUGACUACUUCAAGUUCAUCUGGUCCUCGAGUUUCUGGUUCACCUUGUCAUCAUAGUGAUUCUAACUCAUCUUCUGAGAAACACAUGUCACGAGCAUCACAAAGAGAAGGAGUUUCACCACGAAAUAGUCUUGAAGUCUUAACUCCUGAAGUUCCUGGUGAGAGAGACCGUGGAAACUGCAUCACGUCCUUACAGCUGCACCCAAAAGGCUGGGCCGCUCUCCUUAGGUGCUCAAGCAACACCGAUGAUCAGGAGUGGACUUGUGUCUAUGAAUUCCAAGAAGGAGCUCCUGUGCGACCUGUCUCACCUCGCUGUUCUCUACGACUGACUCAUUACAUUGAAGAAGCCAAUGUAGGCAGGGGUUAUAUCAAAGAACUUUGCUUCAGCCCUGAUGGGCGAAUGAUCUCUUCCCCACAUGGCUACGGGAUUCGCUUGUUGGGAUUUGACAAACAGUGCAGUGAACUUAUAGACUGUUUGCCCAAAGAAGCCAGUCCUCUGCGGGUGAUCCGUUCUCUGUACUCUCAUAAUGAUGUGGUACUGACGACAAAGUUCUCUCCAACACAUUGUCAGAUUGCCUCAGGGUGCCUUAGUGGACGGGUUUCUUUGUAUCAGCCAAAGUUUUAGGCACAACUUAACAUCAAAUAAGGAAUUCUUCUGGUGUUUGACUUAUAAAUUACUUCAAUUUAGGUGAAGUAUUUCCUUUUUAGACGAUCUUAAAAGUUUGGGUCAAGAUCCCAGUUCUUACGCGUCCAUGGACACACCUGUGACCUGAGGACUUGGCCGUCCGGCAUCGUAGGGGCCUCACCAAGUUAGACUCGACGCAGCAGCAGCUUUUCCGCAUUCCUCUGCUCCUGCUCAUCUGUGCCGCUGGGACUUCAGUUCUUCUGGUUAUUUUGCAUGGUAGCUCUCGUCAAGUUUCUUUACUUCUUGUUUUUUGAUUUCAGUGUGAAUUUUGUGGACGUCUGGCAGGAGUUUUGGCUGGGUUAGGAGAAACCCAUGACACUGGUAUUGAAUAAAACCCAGAAGUUCGAUGUCAGCAUACUGGUCAUUGAAAAAGAAAUUUCAUCUUCACUUAUCAGUAUACCUGGCCUUUUAAAGUUGCUGUUACGUUUCUCUAUAAUGAGCACAGUUAAUGGCAUUAUUCUCACAAUGUUAGUCUUACAACAAAAAUGUCUUUUAAGUUUCCUGUUAAAAUUAUACAUAUUUUUUCACCGUGAGGGGAAUUUUGUUGUAAAACUCUAGAAAAAAUAAUUACCACCUCUCUUUGUAAUUUACUUGUAUGAAUUUAAAAAUCUCUAGCAUGUGUCCUUAUUUGGUAUUUUGUUCCUGUCAACAGCAUUUAGAAAGGAAAAGAGGAGAAGGAAUGGGCUUUGAUCAUUUCUAUUAUAUAGAAGAGGAUUCAUUAAGUUAGUACACUGUCUAGUCAGAGUGAUGAGAACAAUGUGGCUUAGUGUCUGUUUUCUCUACCAGACUCUUUGACUCACACAGGGUGACAUGUUAUGUUAUUAGGGUGGAGGGGGGGAUUGAGAGUAAAGAGGUUGUGUUUUCCUCAUAUUUACUCCUUGAGCCAGGUGGCACAAACUCGACCCUUAGCAUUAGGGAGGGCAGAACUGCAGUCCUGUUCAAGGCGUGACCUAACUACAGUAGUCAGCGACUUGGAUGUCAAGACAAAGAGCUGACGUGAAGGCCUCUUGUAUUUUGUUACAGAACACAGCAAGUAAAAAACAUCAAGCAGGGGUCUCACCGGGCUGACUGGCCUGCUGAAGUAGAGCAGCUUUCUUCUAGUCUCCACUUGGAAUGGUAUUAUAUUUAAUAAGGGAUCCACCAGAGCUGCAGUAAUUUAAGCCACACGCUAGCUUGUUCCCUCUCAGAUCACAUUCUCUUAGGCCAAUGGUUCUCAAAUAGUAGGGUGCAUUACAAUCAUUGAGGAGCUUGUGGAAAACACAGAAACCUGGCCCUCACCUUAGGAGGUUCUGAUUCAGCCAGGGAGAGGACAGGAAUCUAUUUUUAAUAGGAACCUCAAGUGAUCUUUACUCAGGUGGUCCCUGGAUCAGAAUUUGAAAAACACUACCUUAAACAUCAGUAAAUACUUCUGUACCUAUUAGGUGCUUAACUCCCAGAAGGUGUUUUAAUUAUUAAAAAAAAAUCAUAAGUAAAUGAAAUCCAUUUUAGAGGUAGAAAAUGUAAUCAAUCUCAUUAUCUGAUGAAUGAGAGAAGUUAAGUGACUUGCCUAAAGUCAUCUUACAAAAUUAGCGGCAGAGCCAGAACUUGAAUUCAAGUCUCCUGAUUCCUUGCUCAGGGCAAUUUCUAAUGCAUUAUGCUGGCUGUUAAAACAAUGAUUUAUUUAUGAACACUUUAUCUUGUCUUUAAGUUGUAUUAUUGUGACUACCCUUAAACUGGCCGAUAGAUUGAAAAAGGCAUGGGAAUAGAUGCUGAGAAUUCCAGCCCUAAGAAGAAGAGGAUCUUAAAUCUUAUAGAAAUGUUUAAGCAACCCAAACACAUGAAUAAAAAUGACAUUUCUUUGUAGAACCUACCAGCCAUUCACACACAUGUGCAGAGGUUACAUCUCACUUGGAACAAUCUUGGCUCUAGGACAAAUUUUAAAAAUUAGAUCAUUUUACCACGGAUGUUAAAAAGAAUUGGAAUUUUUUUUUUUUAAGAUUUUAUUUGACAGAGAGAGACACAGCGAGAGAGGGAACACAAGCAGGGGGAGUGGGAGAGGGAGAAGCAGGCUUCCCGCUGAGCAGGGAGCCCGAUGCGGGGCUCGACCCCAGGACCCUGGGAUCAUGACCUGAGCCGAAGGCAGACGCUUAACGACUGAGCGACCCAGGCGCCCCAAGAAUUGGAAAUUUUUUAGCUAUCAAGAAAACUACCACAAAAUAUAAUGAAAACACAGGUUUGCCAUAAAUUUUUUUUUAAAAACCCACAUAUUUAAAGGAAAAUAAACUUUUGGAGGCAAAAGCACCCAAUCUUAACAUUCAAAAUAAGCUACUAAGUACAAUAAUUAUAUUGAUUUUAAAAAAGGUUCCAUAUAUUGCAUCCCCUUUGGAGAGCUGCAUGUCAGAUGCUGGGCCCACGUGUCACCCAACUCUGAAUUUCAGUCCAUGAUUCUUCACCCAUUAGAGAGUUUCUGUGGUGUCAAAUAAUCUACACACUUUACUACUAACUCGCACUCACAAAAUACCUUGCAAGGUAGGUGACAUGAGUGCCAGUUUACUUUGGAGGAAAUGGAGGGUCUGAGAGGUUAAGUGAUUUGCCGUAAGUCACAGAGCUGGCACCGGGGAGAGGGCAACACUGGGAUUCAAACCUAGCUGUUUUAGUCCAAAGCCUGUGUGCUUACUACUCUACCACUUUGCCCUUUUGUUUAUAAAGGAUGGGAAAAUGGCCUGUUAAUUUGUUUAGCAUCCUCUGUAAAUUCUUUAUUACAGAGCUGGCUUACUUUCUGCACCAUGCAAGAGAACAUUUAUAAGACUGAAAAUUUCCAUUAGAAUUAGUACCAUAAACUGCAAGGCAUACAUACAGUCCAUUCCUAACUGAAAGACUUCGAGCAGGAUAAGUAGCUGUAAAGUAAAGAAAAAUGUGGGAUAAAUAGCUUUGUAUAAAAAUAGAGCCACACAGAUGAGAAUUAAAAAUUAGCAAACUCAACAAAACCACCUUUGUCCUCUUUUUGAGGUACGGCUGUGACCAAAACAUCAUGAGGGGGGAUAUUAAUCCAGGAAUUACAGGGCAUCAGGAAUGUUAGACUCUUGGAGGAAACUGCAUCUUACAAUUUCAAGGUCUCAUUUCACUUAAGAGUGUAAAAUCUAAUCUGGUGUUUUUUUACUCUAAAUUUUAUUUAGUCAUUUUUAUUCAUGAUAAUUGGUGAAUGUACUAUAAGUGGUAAUGUGGUAUAGUUGGUAAAUGUCGUAUAAAUUAUACUUGUUUUAAAAAGCUUUCUACAGGGGCGCCUAGCUGGUUCAGUCAGUAGAGCAUGCAACUCUUGAUCUUGAGGUCAUGAGUUUGAGCCCCACCUUGAGGGGUAGAUUGUACUUAAAAGAAACCUUGAAAAAGCUUUCUACAGAAAUGCUAUGUUAAAUAAGUUUAGGAACAUCAAAUAUUUAGUAGUUCCUUAUCUUUAAUUGUAAAAAUGAAGUGGCUAAAGCAGACAAGACCUCUCAAUCUUUUGAAAAUGUAUGUGAUCUUUGUUCUCAGAAGCCCAAAGAACAUGUAUAGUUUGUUAUUUCUCCUUGUUACAUCCAAGAUGAGGCUAUACCAAAAAUUUUAGGAAAACAAGCAAGGAUAAGGUUCCCAACUCCUGUCUAGAACCACGAUCACAUUAUAUUGUGGUUAAAGUUUAGUUUUCUAGAAAGUGCAAUAUAGGAAAAACACUCUGAGAAUCUUUUAGAAGCCUAGUGUUUCCCAUUAUUAGUCAGAAUAUAUGGUACUGGCAUCCGUAAGUAUCUGUUAAAGCUUGUGUUUAGCAGGAGAAAUAGUCUGAUAACACUGAUGACAAUCAACCAACCCUAUUUAAAAUGACCAGCAGCCACGGAGAGCUAUGAAAAUUCACUAAUAGCCAGUGUUGGUCAUGAAAGAAAGCAUAUAUAUAAAUUUUUGGAUAACUUAAGUGCCAAAAUUUAAAGCUUGUAAAUUAUUUUUGAUGCAAGUCUUUCAGAUAUGUUAGUAUACCUCCCUCCCUGCCUUCUUAAACAGCAUGCUCGGUAUAAUACACUUUUUCGUGAUGAAAAGUAAAAGUUAUAUUCAUGUGUUAUUACAAAUACCCAAUGAGCUCUGAUGUAUGUAAAAUACUUCAUAAACUGUAAAGGGCUAUAACAAAUAUGAGUUAAUAUCAAUUAUUAUAAAGUGAUGCCCUCAGCCCUGAGGUAUAUAUAAUCAUUUGUCUCAGGUUGCUCGGAUUUGGGGAUUUUUUUAUUUAAAAAUUUUUCUAUCUGCUAAGUAGUCUGUGCUGUCUCCUACCACAGUAUCCACACGCCUGCCUCUAACAGGCUCUCUAUCAUACGUUCUGUGUUCAUCUGUUAUGAGCUGGGACAUGAGAUAGCCAAGCCUGCUUAGUGUCUAAAGAGCUGCACAAGCCCUGUGUGCACAGUCUCUGAGACCACUAGCUUUCUGACAGGUUCACAGUAACCAUCUGGAUAAUAGAAGUACCCAGGUAAAGCCUAGGCUAGUGAUUUUUUUCAGUUGCCGCUAAGUAAAAUACUAUAGACGAAGGAUGCUGCUAGAUUAAGGAAUAAACAGCAAUGUACCAAAGUACAGCCAAGUAACAACAAAGGCUCUAUAUUAGCACAGGGAUCCUUCAUGCUUUAAAAAAAAAAAAAAAAAAAAAGAAUCCAGGGGGGGAAAACAAUGAAAAUAAAAUCCAGAUAGACUUGAGUAUUUUUGAUGCCAUUAAACUUGGUUAAUAGCCAUUAAGAUACAUGUUUAAAUUAUCACACAUUGUGACAAAGACAGUUUUAGUCUCACUGCAGAAGAUCAUACCGAAAUUUAUACCCCAAGAAUUUCUCCCGUUCAAAUGAUAACAGAAAUUAUCAAAAGGAAAGUCUCAAAUUUACCUGUAUGCUGCUUUAGUUGUAAAUGAAUAAAUAAUGGAAAUAUGAGAUUUAUCAAAACCUCCAAGGAACACAUCUCACAUAUGCACACCUCGUCUAUGUAUGUGUAUAAAAUGAAAUGUCAUCCAGAGACAAUAAAAUAACUUUAAAAUUUAA